Messenger RNA from Metarhizium album ARSEF 1941, 1200 nucleotides. Its product is annotated as Serine/threonine-protein kinase domain protein. Gene Ontology annotation, molecular function: protein kinase activity; ATP binding. The transcript has 3 exons. The record is from RefSeq and is a predicted model, not a curated record. Gene Ontology annotation, cellular component: spindle microtubule; spindle pole centrosome; chromosome passenger complex. Lineage: Eukaryota; Fungi; Ascomycota; Sordariomycetes; Hypocreales; Clavicipitaceae. Gene Ontology annotation, biological process: regulation of cytokinesis; protein phosphorylation; mitotic spindle organization. The coding region runs from base 1 to 1200 and encodes 399 amino acids.
AUGACUACACGUACCCUGGAGACGCGCUUCGAGCGCAUGGCUCUCCAAGACGAGAAUGAUCACGGCGAUGGCACGAGGCUCUACGCAAAAGCCAAGACGGCGGUCGCUGCAUCAUCGACGGCACAGCUCUCCCACGCAAGCAGUCGCACGAACCUCUUCAAGGUGGCGCUCCAGUCGCAGAGCCACAACGCCGUGGCCGCCGUCACGCUGCCCUCGCAAGCUGCUCAGCGGAAGGUCAACAACGCGGCCUCGCCUGCCCGCAAGCCCCUGCCGUCCACGGGGUCGGCGCGCUCGUCGGACGAAGGGAGCGACGCCGCGCUCGGCAAGGCCUCGCUCUCGCUGGUCGAGCAGCCCGGCCUGCCCAGGCAGUUCCACCUGGGCAUGUUCGAGAUCGGCCGGCCCCUCGGCAAGGGCAAGUUCGGGCGAGUCUACCUCGCCAGGGAGCGCACCGCGGGCUUCAUCUGCGCCCUCAAGGUGCUGCACAAGAGCGAGAUCCAGGGCGGCGGCGUCGAGCGCCAGGUCCGCCGCGAGAUUGAGAUCCAGAGCAACCUGCGCCACCCCAACAUCCUCCAAAUGUUCGGCCACUUCCACGACAGCAAGCGCAUCUUCCUGAUUCUCGAGUUCGCCGGCAAGGGCGAGCUGUACAAGCACCUGCGGCGGGAGAAUCGUUUCCCGGAGUGGAAGUCGGCCCAGUACAUUGCGCAGAUGGCGUCGGCGCUGAGGUACCUGCACCGCAAGCAUGUUAUACACAGGGAUAUCAAGCCUGAGAACAUCCUGAUGGGCAUUCAUGGGGAGAUCAAGAUUUCCGACUUUGGCUGGAGCGUGCACGCCCCCAACAAUCGGAGGAAGACCAUGUGCGGAACCCUGGACUAUCUGCCGCCCGAGAUGAUCAAGCCCGGGUCGUCGGACAAUUAUUACAAUGAAAAGGUGGACUUGUGGAGUUUGGGUGUCUUGACGUAUGAGUUCCUUGUUGGGGAGGCUCCGUUUGAGGAUACGCCCGUCAUGACUCAGAGGAGGAUUCAAAGAGCUGACAUGUCGAUUCCGUCCUUUGUGAGUCCCGAGGCCAGCGACCUCAUCAAGAGGCUUCUUGUUCUUGACCCCGAGAAACGAAUCUCCCUUGAGCAGGUCCAGGUCCAUCCUUGGAUUGUGAAACACUGUGUCAAAGGAGAGCGAGCUACCAACCGUGACAAGGGGCGAUGA